AUGCUUAAAGAACCUAGGGGAACUUCAUACGAAUAUUUAACUGUAUUUAACAACGUUCCAAUAACUUCAGUCAUAUGGAAAGAUAAUAAACUGGUGACACUUCUUUCAUCUUAUUGUGGCAUAUUACCUGAAAUGUCAAUCAAUCGAUUUGAUAAAAAAUCCAAAAGAAAUAUGGAAGUAAAGUGCCCUUCUAUAAUUAAAGAAUACAACCGCCAUAUGGGAGGUGUUGAUCUCCUUGAUUCUUUGAUUGGGCGUUAUAAAAUUAAAAUACGGACAAAAAAGUGGUACAUGAGGGUCUGGUAUCACCUCAUUGAUAUAUCAAUCGUUAAUGCAUGGUUACUCUAUAGACGAGUGGAAAAUGAAAAUGGUAGAGUACCAAAAUUAAGUUUAUUUGAUUUUCGAACAGAAGUUGCAUUUUCAUUAACAACGUCUGUAUCUACUCCAAAAAGAGGCAGACCAUCUAAUGAAGAAAGAGAACAGUUAAAAAUACCUAAACAACAUACUCAUUCAAUAACACCUGAAGAUAUCAGAACAGAUGGUUUACAUCAUUGGCCAGAAUAUAAAGAAUCAAGGCAACGGUGCAAGUAUGAAAAAUGUGGAAAACUAACACAAUGCACUUGUACUAAAUGUGAUAAGUAUUUUUGUUGCGGUGUCAACAGAAAUUGUUUUAAAGAUUUUCAUACUAAAUAA
Molecule: messenger RNA, 690 nt
Organism: Macrosiphum euphorbiae (potato aphid)
Lineage: Eukaryota; Metazoa; Arthropoda; Insecta; Hemiptera; Aphididae
Source: the annotation of a GenBank genome assembly